This is a messenger RNA of Saccoglossus kowalevskii, 1269 nucleotides long. RefSeq lists its product as uncharacterized. The record is from RefSeq and is a predicted model, not a curated record. Lineage: Eukaryota; Metazoa; Hemichordata; Enteropneusta; Harrimaniidae.
AUGCCGUCCAUACUGUCACUGCGCAAGUCACGUCUGUAUCAGACGUCGACAGAGAAGCUGGAAAACAUGCAGCACAUGAGCAGGGCAAUUCGCCAUCGCGCCGAAUUUUUGAACAAGCAGGAGAAAGCUCAUCUGCGCAUGCGCACAAAGCAGAUCGAGUCGAAUGAGUACGCGGUGAUGGGAAGUGUCUACCGCCUCAGAGACUACAUGAAAAUUGACCUGAUCGAUAUGCACAAGUCAAAAAAGAAAAUCCAGCGAAGUGUCACGGAAUUUGAACAGUCUUUGAAAGAAGGGACGAACCUUCCCGUCUUCAAGUCGGAAUACGAACGACUUAGGAAAAAGCAAAGGCGACUUGAGAAACUAGAGGUUGACUUACGAGGGCCGAAUUCAUACAGUCUCGCCAAAGAUUUGAAUUCGCAAUUAAAACUAGUUAAUCUUACGUAUAGUUACGAUACUGAAAAUAAGAAAGUACACGGCUUCAAUUUACCGCCUAUCGAUGCAAACCCGAACACCACCACGACAGAAGAGGCACCUUUAUCGGAUGCUGAGAAGAUCGCCCAAGACGAGAAUGAGAAGGAACAGCAACAAAAAGAGGAAGAAGAAAAAAAGGAAAGCGAAAGACUGCUGCAAGAAAAACGACAGUCACCUCUACGGAGAUUAUCGAAAAAACUCGACAAUAAUAACAAUAUUUUGUUGCCAACAAACCCGGCGUAUCGCCAAUUGAUGCAGAUCAAAAAGGAGCAAGAAGAGGAAGCCGAACGAUUAAAGCUGUUGGAAGAGGCCGAGAUUGAGAAAAAGCGUAAAGAGGAGGCAGCGAAACCACUCCCGCCUCUUAGAGAAACGCUCUUCGCCGACAUGAAUCUGAAGAUGCCGAAGAAGUUUGUGAGAAGUAGAAGUCCUGUUAGUGGGUCCCUGUUGCGACGUAAGUUACACGCCGAGCGCCGUAUAAAGAAUAUGAAAGUGCAGUCGCGAUCAGACGUGGACAGAAAACUUAGCAAUUCGAUCACUUCUUUAAAUAAGAUGGCGUCUGUGUCGUCGUCCGGUGAACAAAACACUAAAACCUCUCCCAGAGGGUCAGAUUAUGGCGACAACUCGUCAACGGUAGCCGCGAGCGAAGCAGGGAGCAAAUUGACGAGGAGGAAGCACAGGAGAUCGGAGGGUGGACUCAUACUUCCGCCGAUCAAAGUAGACAUUAGCAUGCUUAAAGAAAUAAAAGAACAUCGUAUACGUCACAAAAAAGAGUCAACUGGUCUCCCCCACCUACCAUAA